AUGUCUUCAACCAGUCCUUCCGGUGGCCAGGCGCAGGGCAAGAGCAAGAGUAGAGGUCCGAGCCGAGGCGGCCGCCGCAGUCGUCGCAACCAGUCGAAGGCCUCGGCUCCGCCGCCCAUGCCCGAGACUGACCAGUACUCCGAGGACGAGAGCGUCGACGAGGAGUACGAGGCACCGCAGCCCCAGCGUCGCCGCCGCCAGCAAACACAGCAGAAGCCCCAGCAGCAACAGCAACAGGGCGGUGGUGGUCCCCUCGGCGGCCUGCCUCUGGGCGGUGGAGCCACCGACAUGCUGCCCGUUGGCGACGUCGGCCAGACGGCCAACAACCUGACACAAGGUGCGACGGGCGCUUUGGGAGGCGUAACUGGCGGCGCCCUCGGCGGCGGCGGCGGUGGCGAUGGUGGUGGCAAGAGCGAUACACUGAAGCUGAGGUUGGAUCUCAACCUCGAGGUCGAGGUCACGCUCAAGGCGAGGAUACACGGUGACCUAACGCUGGCAUUGCUGUGA
Messenger RNA from Anthostomella pinea, 507 nucleotides. NCBI's taxonomy places the organism in Eukaryota, Fungi, Ascomycota, Sordariomycetes, Xylariales, Xylariaceae. The record is from the annotation of a GenBank genome assembly.